Molecule: messenger RNA, 681 nt
Organism: Eremothecium sinecaudum
Lineage: Eukaryota; Fungi; Ascomycota; Saccharomycetes; Saccharomycetales; Saccharomycetaceae
Gene: EFG1
Product: Efg1p
Exons: 1
Coding region: 1-681 (226 amino acids)
Biological process (GO): maturation of SSU-rRNA from tricistronic rRNA transcript (SSU-rRNA, 5.8S rRNA, LSU-rRNA)
Cellular component (GO): nucleolus; preribosome, small subunit precursor
Source: RefSeq, a predicted model, not a curated record
AUGAGAGAUCAAAAGAGGCAUAGAAAUGCUGCAGAUAGGAGGUAUGGAAAUACAUUAAUGAUUGCUGGCCUUGGCGCAGGUGGAAAUAAGAUUAAGAAGCAGAUUAGAAACAUUGAGCGUCUUUUGGCCAAAAAACGUGAGGUUCUAUCUGAUAAGGUUAUUGUGGAUAACGAGCGUGCUCUUCAGGCACUACGGCUGGAACUUGCAGCGGCGGAAGAGCGCGCACUUGCACGCGCAAAUUCGCGAAAAUACCACAUGGUUCGGUUUUUUGAGCGAAAGAAGGCUAUGAGGCAUUACCGCCAAGCACAGCGCGACGUCAACAAUGCUGCUGAGAAAAACGAGCAAUUGAUUGCUAACCUGCGUAAAGCUGAGGUUGAUCUUUGUUAUGUGGUGAAUUUUCCCAAAACGCAAAAGUAUGUUGCCUUAUUUGCAGGGGAAGAAGACUCCACUGAGGAUACCAUAGCGACCAGAAGGGCGUAUCUAGAAGAGGUUGAACGCCAACUAGCAGCUGGCACCCUUCCUGUUCCUCUCGAAGCCGCCGUACGAGGUAAGAAGCUUCCAAGGGAAAGCGCUGGUAUACGCUUGGCUGGUGAAGUGGAUGAAACUCACGAUGGUGUUGAAGAGUUUGAUAAACAUGCCAUUGACGCUCCUGAAAGUGAAGAAGACGACUUUUUUGAAUAA